GCGGUAAAGAAUCUACCUCACUGGGAAUGUCAUCAUUACCAACUUCAGAUGGGUUUAACCAUCCAGCCCAUUCUUCAGGACAGAGUCCUGAUGUUGGUAAUCCUAUGAGUCUUGCUCGCUCUGUCUCUGCUUCAGUCUGCCCUAUCAAGCCCAGUGACUCAGAUCGCAUUGAACCUAAAGCUGUGAAGGCUUUGAAGGCUUCAGCUGAAUUCCAGAUAAACUCUGAAAAGAAAGAACAUCUCUCUUUACAAGAUCUUUCUGAUCAUGCUUCCUCAGCAGAACAUGCUCCAAUAGACCAGAGUCCAGCUAUGCCUAUGCAGAAUUCAUCCGAAGAAACAACUGUUGCAGGUAAUCUGGAGAAAUCUGCUGAAAGAAGCACCCAGGGCCUCAAAUUUCAUCUCCUUACAAGACAGGAAGCUAGUUUAUCUGUCACAUCUACUAGGAUGCAUGAACCACAGAUGUUUAUAGGUGAAAAGGAUUGGCAUCCAGAAAAUCAGAACCUGAGUCAAGUGAGUGACCCUCAGCAGCACGAAGAACCAGGGAAUGAACAGUAUGAGGUUGCACAACAAAAAGCUUCACAUGACCAAGAAUAUCUUUGUAACAUAGGGGACCUUGAGCUUUGUGAAGAAAGGCAACAGAAUCAACACAAAAUUGUUGAUUUGGAAGCUACGAUGAAAGGAAAUGGGCUCCCACAGAAUGUGGAUCUUCCAAGUACAAAGAAAAGUAUUCCACCUUCAGGAUGCAGUGGCUGCUCAAAUUCAGAAACACUUAUGGAAAUAGAUAUAGCUGAACAGUCCCUAGUUACUGUGCUUAAUUCAACAGGCAGGCAGAAUGCCAAUGUCAAGAACAUUGGUGCAUUGGAUCUCACUUUAGAUAAUCCCUUGAUGGAAGUAGAAACAUCAAAAUGUAACCCUUCUUCUGAAAUUUUGAAUGAUUCCAUUUCCACUCAGGAUUUACAGCCCCCAGAAACUAAUGUUGAAAUAUCUGGAACAAAUAAAGAAUAUGGCCAUUACUCCUCUCCAAGUCUCUGUGGCAAUUGUCAGCCCUCUGUGGAGUCAACAGAAGAAUCUUGCCCAUCUAUAACGGCAGCCUUGAAAGAACUUCAUGAACUUUUGGUUGUUAGCAGUAAACCAGCUUCAGAAAAUACAUCUGAAGAAGUAAUCUGUCAAUCAGAAACCAUAGCUGAGGGCCAAACCAGUAUUAAAGACCUUUCUGAAAGAUGGACCCAAAAUGAGCAUCUUACCCAGAAUGAACAGUGUCCACAAGUCUCCUUUCAUCAGGCCAUAUCUGUAUCAGUGGAGACAGAAAAAUUAACAGGUACUUCAUCUGACACUGGAAUAGAAGCUGUAGAAAAUGUAAACUUCAGGAGUCUAGGUGAUGGCCUGUCAACCGAUAAGGAAGGUGUCCCCAAAUCUAGGGAAUCCAUAAACAGGAACAGUUCUGUCACUGUAACCUCAGCUAAAACAUCUAAUCAGUUACACUGCACCUUAGGUGUAGAAAUUUCACCCAAACUUUUAGCAGGUGAGGAGGAUGCACUCAAUCAGACUUCUGAGCAAACUAAGUCUUUGUCAUCCAAUUUCAUAUUGGUUAAAGACUUAGGUCAGGGCAUACAGAAUUCAGUAACAGACAGGCCUGAAACCAGAGAAAAUGUCUGUCCUGAAGCUUUGAGGCCGUUACUUGAAUAUGAACCACCUACCAGCCAUCCAUCAUCAAGUCCUGCCAUUCUUCCACCAUUGAUUUUUCCUGCUGCAGAUAUUGACCGGAUUAUCCGUGCUGGCUUUACUUUGCAGGAAGCUCUUGGAGCUUUGCAUCGAGUUGGUGGGAAUGCAGACCUUGCACUUCUUGUUUUGCUCGCAAAAAACAUCGUAGUUCCUACAUGACUAUGGGAAAGUGGGCUAGACCGUUCUCCAUUCCCUUUAAACAAAAGAAAGCUCUGUCUCUAUACACGCACACAUACACACUCACCACAUAUACAGUAUAUAUAGAAACCUGUAAGCAGAAUGUUGAGCCAGAUUUUUUUUAAAGAUUUUUUUCGGCCAAAGUAAUUUAUGAUCUCUUGUCUGAUGAAUUUGUCUAUCCUACUUGUUAAAAUUUAGGCCUUUUUUAAUGUAUUGGCAGUAUGUGCAUACAAAAGCUUUUUAUUCUCAUUAAGAUGUAUCCUGGAAUAAAAUGGAUGGUUUUGUGU
Molecule: messenger RNA, 2185 nt
Organism: Nomascus leucogenys (northern white-cheeked gibbon)
Lineage: Eukaryota; Metazoa; Chordata; Mammalia; Primates; Hylobatidae
Source: RefSeq, a predicted model, not a curated record